AUGAACCAGCAAGAGGACAGUGAACUUGCUCCUAUUGACCCCGAGAUCGAACGAACUUUCAGAAAAAGGAGGAAAGAUCAAAAGGCUAAAAGUCGAGGCACUAUGGCUGAACGUGUUGAUGAUGAGGGGGAUGGCCAGCAAGUUACUAAUCCCAUUGUUUUGGCGGAUGACAGAGCCAGAGCAAUACGGGAAUACGUUGCCCCCAUGUUUAAUGAGCUAAAUCCAGGCAUUGUGAGGCCAGAAAUACAAGCAGCUCAAUUUGAGCUCAAACCGGUCAUGUUUCAAAUGCUCCAAACUGUGGGGCAGUUCAGCGGGAUGCCAACGGAGGACCCUCAUCUCCACCUUCGUUCAUUUUUGGAGGUGAGCGAUUCUUUUAAGCCUCAAGGAGUAAGUGAAGAGGCGUUAAGGCUGAAGUUAUUUCCGUUCUCUUUAAGGGACCGAGCUAGAUCAUGGCUCAACACCCUUCCUCCCGAUUCCGUUACAAAUUGGAAUGACUUGGCUGAGAAAUUUCUAAGAAAGUACUUCCCUCCCACCAAAAAUGCAAAGUUUAGAAGUGAAAUCAUGUCGUUUCAGCAGCUGGAAGAUGAGUCCACUAGUGACGCGUGGGAAAGAUUCAAAGAGCUUUUAAGAAAAUGUCCACACCACGCAUUUGAGAUUUUGGAAAGGAUUGCAAGUAAUAACUAUCAAUGGUCAAACACUAGAGCUCCUACAAGUAGAAAGGUGGCGGGAGUUCUUGAAGUAGAUGCAUUAACGGCUCUAACAGCUCAAAUGGCCUCAAUGACCAACAUCUUGAAGAAUAUGAGUUUGGGAGGAAGUAUUCAGCCAGCUGCUGCCAUUCAAAGUGCAGAAGUAUCAUGUGUGUAUUGUGGGGACGGGCAUACUUUUGAGAAUUGCCCUUCAAAUCCAGCCUCCGUUUGUUACGUGGGAAAUCAGAAUUUCAACCGCAACAACAACCCAUAUUCUAACACUUACAAUCCAGCAUGGAAGAAUCAUCCUAAUCUGUCAUGGGGGGGUCAAGGAGCAAGUUCAAGCACAGCACCAGCACAAGGAAGACAAGCAUAUCCACCAGGUUUUUCACAACAGCCAAGACCUUCACAACAUGUUCAAAACACCCAGCCGAAUUCUUUGGAGAAUCUAAUGAGGGAGUAUAUGGCUAAGAACGAUGCAGGUAGUGGAGAGCCCACUUCAAUCCAAAGCGAAGGAGAAACAAGUAACAAAACUGCCCAGGAAAUUGCUGAAACUGGCCCAGUUGCUAUAGCAAAGGGUCAGCAAACUGCUCCAGUAAAUUCUGGUCCUAAACCGCCCCUUCCAUUUCCGCAGCGAUUUCGCAAACAACAACAGGAUGUUCAGUUCAGAAAGUUUUUGGAUGUACUGAAACAGCUGCAUAUUAAUAUCCCCUUGGUCGAAGCAUUGGAGCAAAUGCCGAAUUAUGUCAAGUUCUUAAAGGAUAUUUUGACGAAGAAAAGGCGUUUGGGGGAGUUUGAAACUGUAGCACUUACAGAAGGAUGCAGCGCAAUGUUGAAAAGUAAAAUACCCCCUAAAUUAAAAGAUCCUGGCAGUUUUACAAUUCCGUGCUCAAUUGGGGGUAGAGAUGUGGGAAGAGCAUUAUGCGACUUAGGCACUAGUAUCAACCUUAUGCCUAUGUCAAUUUUCAAGAAGCUGGGUAUUAGUGAGGCACAACCCACUACUGUUACUUUACAACUUGCGGACAGAUCUAUGGCUCAUCCUGAGGGCAAGAUUGAAGAUGUGUUAGUUCAAGUGGAUAAAUUUAUAUUUCCGGCGGAUUUCAUCAUUUUAGACUAUGAAGCGGAUAGAGAGGUACCUAUAAUCUUGGGUAGGCCUUUUCUUGCUACAGGGCGUACUCUUAUUGACGUGCAGAAUGGUGAACUUACCAUGAGGGUCAAUGACCAACAAAUUACCUUUAGUGUGUUUACAGCUAUGAAAUUCCCGGAUGAAGUGGAAGAAUGCUCUAGAGUUGACGUUGUUGAUACUUUGGUAGCUGAGAAGUUCAAUAAAAGGGUGGAAAAAGCUGCUAUGGGAACCCAGAUUUUUGGAGAUGAGGAGGAGUAUAGCAGUGAAGAUGAGGAGAUGAUUACAUGGGUAGAUUCUUGCCAACCAACCAAGAAAUAUAGUAAGGUGUUUGAAGCUCUAAAUUUGCCAGAAAAGCACUUUCAGGCCCCUAAACCAUCUGUUGAAGAACCACCUCAGCUGGAGUUAAAGCCACUGCCAAGUCAUUUAAAGUAUGUGUACUUGGGCGACAAUGAUACUUUACCUGUGAUAAAAUCUAGCUGUCUGGAGUCUGUUGCUGAAGAGGCAUUGCUGAAAUUGCUGAAGUAG
This is a messenger RNA of Humulus lupulus (European hop), 2337 nucleotides long. RefSeq lists its product as uncharacterized. The record is from RefSeq and is a predicted model, not a curated record. Bases 1 to 2337 code for a protein of 778 amino acids. NCBI's taxonomy places the organism in Eukaryota, Viridiplantae, Streptophyta, Magnoliopsida, Rosales, Cannabaceae. The transcript is spliced from 3 exons.